AUGGCGUCAGAUAGAAGUAUGGAGCUACUUCGCGACGAGCUCAUUAGGAGAGCGCGGGGAGAUGGACAAGCAGAUGCUGCUACAGACCGAAACCAGAUCCUAGCAGAGCGCCGACGAACCAUGUUGCGGGACAUGCAGACGGAAAUGGAGCCUGACACGACUCGACGAUUUCCUCGGCGGCUUUUGCUGCCUCGACUGGCAUUGGGACGAAGACGAGGUGCUCUGGGCGAUGAAGAAGCUGCCCUGGAGAGCCCCAAGACUCCGGUUGUUCAGUCAAGACAAACGAAUUCCUCACCUCUGUCAGCUCCUCAGCCGGCUCGCCUUGCGGGAGCGCCUGGCGCCAACGGAUCUCCAGAACCCAUGGCACCCCCGUAUUCAGAAGCGCAGCGACAGACCGACAAGAGGGAAAAGAAGAAGAAGUUCUUGUUCUGUUUCCCGUUCAUCAAAUCGAGGCAUGUGAGGAUGCAAAUUGCUCAAUGCUUCGUGGCUGCGACGUUCCUCUUUUCGCUGCUGGCAGUGUAUUUGGGUAUAACGCUAACGAAGCACGCUGUUAUUGGCGAGUUGAACAUCAUGUUGAUUAUGAUCAUUCUGCUGGCAGCGGUCUUCUUCUGCUACAGCCUGGUUCGGUUAUGGAUGCUCAUUGCUCGCGGAGACCCCCCCGAAGUUCCUAGGGCGAUAGACCCGCGCGGAUAUGCCGUCCCACGCAAGCCCAUACGGGUGGUGAUGGUUCAGGAUGAAGAAGCUGCUGGUGUUGAGAGUGAAGCCAUGAGGAUGAAGCCCCCUGCUUACGGACUCUGGCGAGAGAGUGUGCGGGUGGACCCCAAUCGCUUUUUCUGGCAAAGGAAUGAGACUGCUCAAGCUCCUGCUUCUCGGCCGACAACGGGACCAAGACCACCAUCCUACGCCUCUGACGAUGGAGUGUCUUAUGUGGUCGAAGCAGUGCCUCGCUCCAUCGCUCCAUCCUCAUCAACGAGCGAGCCACAGCCGGUACAUCCUUCAGAAAGAGGACGAGCUGGCCAGCCGCCUCCGAACUGA
This is a messenger RNA of Trichoderma asperellum CBS 433.97, 1035 nucleotides long. RefSeq lists its product as uncharacterized. NCBI's taxonomy places the organism in Eukaryota, Fungi, Ascomycota, Sordariomycetes, Hypocreales, Hypocreaceae. The record is from RefSeq and is a predicted model, not a curated record.